Molecule: messenger RNA, 1662 nt
Organism: Habropoda laboriosa
Lineage: Eukaryota; Metazoa; Arthropoda; Insecta; Hymenoptera; Apidae
Exons: 8
Coding region: 184-1545 (453 amino acids)
Source: RefSeq, a predicted model, not a curated record
AGCAGUCGAUUUGACGAGUGUUUGUAUCGACAGCGGCGGAAUGGUCAUCCUCUAUUCGUCACGUCAGAGAGAUUGCGUCAUUACGAGAUCAAUUUUUUCCACCCUACGGUGAUCGGACGUGGGACGUGGUGCCUGAGCGAUCGGUUUUUAUCGGGAGAGGGCUCGUUCAGGGCGGAGGAAACGAUGACUAGAACGAUCAGAGUCUUGAUAGUGUUACUGUUGUCCGUGAUCCCCUGGCCAGGACCCAGCGUAUUUAAAAUAUCAUGCCCCCGCGAUCGAGCGUCCGUGGUGAGGAGGAUAGUGCAGAAGAGAUGGAUGCCAAUCCUGAAGAAAUAUCAGGUAGAGCUGCCGCUGGAAUGCCCGUUUCACGAGAGCCGAGAUAUUUUUCGACCGCAGCAGAAGGCCAAACAUCAGCACAGGCCGUCGCAAUGGACCUGCGGCCUGUGCGGCAAGUCCUUCUACGCAGAGAAACACCUAGAUGCCCACUUCGAUAACAGACACAAAAGUAACGUUAACACGGCGGAGGACGCGGUGUGCCUCGCGGACUAUUGCGACAUCAUGAGGUGCGACGUGCUGGGUAACCGGGACUUCGAGAGUUCCCUGGUGGACGACGAGGCAGGUCAUCACAGCACCGAUAUACAGGUCUGGAAGGAGAACACCGAGCAACGUUCCACGUCGGUGUUGCCUUGCGAGUCGCGAACCUUCUCGAGGACCUACCCCGUAGGCGAUAAGGCUUGCACGAUUACCGGUGGAGGAGCGGUCACCAAUAUCCAGCAGUAUUGCCAUCGCGAGGACAGCGGUGCACUGGAGAAUCAUCGUUUGCCGGGGACAGCUUAUCACGUGGAGAUCGCUGGUCCGGACAACAAGAGCAACGCCUGCGACAACGAGGACGAGGACGAGGACGAGGAGGACGAGGAGGACGACGAGGAGAACCUCGUGGAGGCGGCUCUGCCGGCUGUAGAUAAGAAACAGAGGCGCAAAGGAUUGCAUCUGAGGAAGCUCAAGUCCAACUGCAAGCCCGAAGAGCUGCAGAAGCUGAAGCUGCAGUGCGAAAUUCUUGUACGCGAUUGCAUCGCUGGACUUUUGACGAAUCUCUCGAUCAGGGAUUUCCAGGAGAUCGAAGGGGAACUGAAUCGCGCGAUAUGCUGGUACCUAAGCUGCGACAGGUACUGGGAGGACACGAAGAGGCAACAAAGGCACACACCCUGGUACCUGUUGACCAUUUUCCUCGUCGUUCUCUUCACGGCGAGUUACAUGUGCUACUACAUUAUUUGGGUGCUGUUCAACUCAGCAGACGAAGACAGACUGGAUGGAUCAGGAAGUUUAGACUACACGGAUGGAGAUCUCACGGCUACGUCGUCGUUACACGAUCAGAGUGGUCCCGGCGAGGGUAGAAGCGGCGUGAGAAGAAAAGGAGAUCAAGGGGACGAGAAUCUAGCUAUUACGAACGAAGAGAUGCCCGAUCAUUACAUCUACGUACCCUAUCCACCUGAGCUAAAGCAGCGAUUACUGGACAGCUGCUACAACAGAACCACUCGACUUUAAGAAGCGAUAGAAGAGAGGAUACGGGCGAAAGAUGACGCUCCUCGGACGAAGAGACGAGGAGAACGCGAGAAACGAGUGUAUUCCAUGGCAAACACCACGAUCUUUCUUAAUUUUCCU